AUGGUAUUUGGUCCCGAAGUGGGCAUGGGAUGCGGCAUUCAGGGGGCAGGGCAAAUCUCAGGCCUCGGGAGAAAUAACGAGGCCCUAUAUGAGAGUAUAGCUGUAGAGAAGCUGUGUUGGCGCUGGCUGUGGAGCACGCACGGACACAGCCUUGCUGUGUGCCCAGCUCCGCGCUGUCCAUGCCAGCCGGACUGCCGCCAGCAAUGUGAGACAUGUGGCGAAGAGGAGGCCAAGUACCGGUGUCCACAGUGCAUGAAGUAUUCGUGCAGCCUGCUGUGCGUGAAGAAGCACAAGCUUGCCCUGAGCUGUAACGGAGUCAGAGACAAAACUGCAUUUGUCUCCAUGACUGAAUUUACUGACUUGAACCUUCUGAGUGAUUAUCGGUUCCUGGAAGAUGUGGGAAGAGCGGCUGAUGCUGCUGCUCGAGAUCUGUCUGUGCAUCGGCCAACAACAAAUAAAUUUAUCAAUUACUUGAGAAACAGAGCUCGAAGGCAUAAUAUCAAUCUGAAGACGCUGCCCAUUGGAUUCACAAAAAGAAGAGAAAAUUCAACUAUCUUCAAUAAGAAGGAGCAGAAGUUCUACUGGCAUUUGAAGCUUGUAUUUCCUCACUGUCAUGCUGAAUACACUUUAAAAAGAGUGCCAGAGGAUAAAACGCUCACUGAUAUCCUGAAGCCCUACAUUGAUCCAGUGGAAUCAGAUCCCGUAGUUUGUCAGAGAUUAAAGAUAUAUACAAUGUCUCCUCAGUCAGAUGUACAAAUUUUAAUGAAAAUAGAGAACAGGGAGCAAAACUCCACCAGGUACAAUGAACUGGAUGCCAGUAGAAGCCUCCUAGAAAAUUUGAAAAACAAAGUAAUAAUUGAGUAUCCAACGUUAUUUGUGGUCUUGAAAAAAUUGAAGAAUGACAUGGUGGUUCUUGGCCAAGAGGCCAGUGAAUCUGCAGAGAACUCGAGCAGUGGAAGUUCAUCCCUUUCUUCUGAGGAAGAAGGAGAAAUUCGGGAGAGUUCAUGAUGGUUCUAUGAGAGAAGAGGGUGGGAUGAGCCUUUUAUAUUUCCUUAUUUAAUUAAAUCUUUUUUUUUGCACAACUGAUUUCUCUGAGGUUCAGUUUGGUUUGCUUCACUUAAGGCAGCACUUCCAAACUGCCUCCCUGACUUUGGAUUUAGUAUGCAUAUUUAGGUAUGUAAAUAAAGAGAUUGAGAGCGGCUGGUUCCAGAAAAAUCUGCUGAUUUUACUGCGUAGCACCCUUUGUCCAUGUAUCUCUGUUGAAUCAGUAGCCCAAAUGUAAAGUUUCCAAGUUGGUUUCAACAAUAUGUAUUUUUUCCUUUUAUCAUAACACCUCAAUGUCAGUUUUCUAAAAGUGUAAAUACCGCAUAUUUGUGUUUAUCUGUGGAUUUGAUCACAGUACUUCAACUUACUGAUAAAAUCUCAUGUUUCAGUGGA
Messenger RNA from Meleagris gallopavo (turkey), 1437 nucleotides. The record is from RefSeq and is a predicted model, not a curated record. Lineage: Eukaryota; Metazoa; Chordata; Aves; Galliformes; Phasianidae.